Molecule: messenger RNA, 876 nt
Organism: Tauraco erythrolophus (red-crested turaco)
Lineage: Eukaryota; Metazoa; Chordata; Aves; Musophagiformes; Musophagidae
Source: RefSeq, a predicted model, not a curated record
GAGUGAAAAGAUUGUCAGUUGCCGAGUUAAAUGAACUGCUAGAAGAAAUUGAGACUGCUAUUAAAGAUUAUUCUGAGGAACUGGUACAGCAGUUGGCUCUACGAGAUGAGUUGGAGUUUGAGAAGGAAGUGAAAAACAGCUUCAUUUCUGUCCUCAUCGAAGUACAAAACAAACAGAGAGAACACAAAGAAACAGCGAAGAAGAAAAAGAAGCUGAAAAAUGGUAGUCCUCAGAAUGGCAAACAAGAAAGAGGUCAUAUGCCUGGAACACGCUUCAGCAUGGAAGGGAUCUCAAAUGUCAUACAGAAUGGCUUCCGCCACACGUUUGGAAACUCAGGUGGAGAGAAACAGUACUUAACAACCGUCAUUCCUUACGAGAAGAAAAAUGGACCCCCAUCUGUUGAAGAUCUUCAAACGUUAACCAAAAUCCUGCAUGCCAUGAAAGAGGAUAGUGAGAAAGUGCCAAGCUUGUUAACAGACUAUAUUUUAAAGGUUCUGUGUCCUACAUGAAGAGGACUGCUUUUCAGAAUAACCAUGCUCCUUCCUAUGAAGAGAACCUUUCCAUGGAUAUAACUCAGUAUUUUUUCAUUUGGCACUAUACCUAAACCAGUAUGCGUUUAGCUCCUCUGUAUGUGCAUGGAUUUUCUGAUCCUACAGUAAGUCUUCUGGGCAUGACAACUCAUCCGUUUUAACUUAAUAGUGCAAUGAACUGGAGCAGGGAACAAACAUUGUACAGUUUUACUCACAUUGUUCUGGCUUUUUAAAGUCUAUUUUUACAUUGUAUAGCAUGUAGUAAAUCCUCCUGCACAUUUUGUUGUUGGAUGGAGGAAUAAACUUUGAAUAGUGUAAAUAAAAUAAGCCUAGUUUUACGGAGUCC